AGCGGCCCGCGGACCCUGCGCGCUCCACUCUGCGCGCGCGCUCCCGUCCCGCUUUCCCGGUUCUUAUAACCCUGCGGGCGUUGGUUGGCGGCGGAGGCGACGGCGACAUGGCGACCAUGCUAGUCGUGGUUCUAGGGCUCGCGCUGCUGGGCGCCAAGAGCGGCUCCAGAGCGGAGAGCCAGAUCUUGACUUCCAUAGACUUUGAUGGCUCCAAAACACGCCUCACCUGCAUCUUCAAUGGCAGUGAUACUGAGAUCCUGGGCCACCGCUGGAUGAAAGGGGACGUCCUGCUGAAGGAGGAUGAGCUGCGUAGUAGGACAACACAGUAUGAGGUGGACACAGAUGAGUCCUCGGGACAGUACUUCUGCAUGUUCCUCCCGGACCUAGGCAGGAGCAGCGUGGGCGUGAAGGGGCCCCCCAAGAUCAAGGCCAAGAAGAAGUCAGAGCAUGCCACUGAGAAGGAGGUGGCUGUGCUGACCUGCGAGUCUGAGUCCUUCCCCCCAGUGACCAAGUGGGUGUGGUACAAGAUAACCGAAGCUGGGGAUCAGGUCCUUACCAACAACUCCCAGAACAAGAUUGUGGUGUCCUCGGACACCACGACGGAGCUGCACCUACAGAACCUGGACCUGGAGGCCGACCCCGGCCAGUAUGUCUGCAACGGCACCAACACAGAGGGCACUGGCCAGGCCAUCAUCACGCUGCGUGUGCGUAACCACCUUGCCGCCCUCUGGCCCUUCCUGGGCAUCGUGGCCGAGGUGCUCGUGCUGGUCACCAUCAUCUUCAUCUAUGAGAAGAGGCGGAAGUCGGAUGACGUCCUGGAUGAUGAGGACACAGGCUCUGCUCCACUGAAGAGCAGUGGGCACCAUGUGAAUGACAAAGGCAAGAAAGUCCGCCAGAGGAACGCCAACUGAGUGGCGAGGGGUCUGCACAGGCCCGAGCUGCCGUCCAGAGGAGCCCCAUGUCCAGGGUAUCCGUGCCAUUCCAAGUCCUCUCCUCACGAAGGAAACCUGCCCUGCAGAGUAGACCGUGCUGUGGGUGCAGAUCCCAUUUUCUCUUAUUUUUAAAAAGUCUAAACUUGGGUUUUCUCUAUGUAGAAUUCCAUUCCUUAGGGUUUUUGUUUUUUCUUUUUAAGAGCACUCUAGGGGAGCCUCGAGGUUCUGUGGGAGGCCCCUUCUGCCCACUGCCCAUCCCCACCCUGCACCCAAAACCCAUACCUUCCGUGUCCCCUGGGCAUUGAGCUUUCUAGUCUGUCAUGCUGGGGGUCUGUGGAGGGCACAUUGGCCUUUUCCUGAGACUCUUGCUGCGGCUCACCUUUGAGGCUGCUGGGCCUUGGUUCUGCCGCUUCCCUGCCAUUUUCAGAAGGUCACACACAGGUCACGAUGCCUGGCAUUCUUCCUGUCUGAAGCCAGCACUGUGGCAUCACCACAGGUCUGUGUGACGUGGGACAGGCCACCCCUUGGGAUAUCUCCCUCACUGCUCCUCCUGUCCCCAUGCUUGGGGGCGGUGGAGCAGGCGACCAGCGUGGAGUGGGAGUUACUGUAACUCCUUCUUCCCCAUUCGUGCCCACGGUGACUGAAGAAGCCUCCACAUCGUCCUGACUGAGAUGGGAACCCCCCUGCCCCGCUACCCCCCCGCCCCAACCAAUAAAGGCAGAUCCACCUC
This is a messenger RNA of Phyllostomus hastatus (greater spear-nosed bat), 1662 nucleotides long. RefSeq names its product basigin (Ok blood group) (gene BSG). The coding region runs from base 108 to 911 and encodes 267 amino acids. NCBI's taxonomy places the organism in Eukaryota, Metazoa, Chordata, Mammalia, Chiroptera, Phyllostomidae. The transcript is spliced from 8 exons. Gene Ontology annotation, cellular component: cell-cell junction. The record is from RefSeq and is a predicted model, not a curated record. Gene Ontology annotation, biological process: cell-cell adhesion. Gene Ontology annotation, molecular function: cell adhesion molecule binding.